Messenger RNA from Heterobilharzia americana, 1004 nucleotides. NCBI's taxonomy places the organism in Eukaryota, Metazoa, Platyhelminthes, Trematoda, Strigeidida, Schistosomatidae. The record is from the annotation of a GenBank genome assembly.
AUGCCACUGAAUCUCUCUGGCCGAAAGACUGGUAGAGAAACUCGACUUCAUCACUUACCACCAAGGCACAUAUUAAUGAGCUAUGAAGGGGCUUUUAUGGGCCAAGAACUCAGUGUCGGUUCACGCAGAUACAUUUUCGCACCUGGUGUAUGUCGUUCAGUAGUCAUGGAGGCGACGAAAGAAGUUCCUCAUCCUAACUAUCCAGAUUUAAAGGUGAGUGAAUUUAAUGCCUCUAUUCGCGCUAUACAAUGGAUAUUUUUUAAAAUAACUAGUCUUUUUGGUUUAUUGUUUGAACCUGCUUCAGAAGACCAAUUGGAUCCCAGGAUUUACCCACCACCUGAAGCCUUUUGUAAGGGCCAGGACUAUGAACCAAAGUGUGCUCCAAAAGGUUUAAUAGCUUUGUCUCCCUGUUUAGCUGCAUCACAACAUGUACCAAUUUACGGCUCACAGGGGCACCUUAUUGAUGUUCAUCCUGACAUUAGAAAUCAGGUUAAAGGCAUGAAACAACCAAAUGAAAUGGAAGACCGAACGAAUAUUCUGGUAGAUCCUAUAACUGGAAUUACAUUAGGCGCUCAUCAAGUUAUGCAGCUUAGCUUCUAUUUGGACAACACGAAAAAACCGAGCAUGAUGUUUAGGUCGAUGAACGGUCCCGUUUUCUUUCCACUCAUAAGAAUUGUGAAUGAAGUUAAUGUUGACUUAGAUGCACUGAGAACAAUUUAUCGUUUGGUUCACGGUAGCAGAUACUGGUUUCAUGUUACAGUAUACGCAUUCGGUGGAUUUUGUUUGAUGACUUUCUUCAUUAUGAUGGGUGCAAUAAUUAGAAUGAAUCGACGUUCAGAAUCAAGCGUUUGAAAUUUCCACGUUCAUACAAUAGAUAAUAACUGAAGAACAGUUUCCAGCAUACCAAGAAGCCUUGAAGAUUUUUCAAUUUAUUUAUUGAGUUUGUAAAUAUUAUAAUCUGUUACAGUUAAUUAAGAAACAUUUGAUGCCUCUAAUUCAAAAAU